GGAGCGGCACUGCUGGCUGCUGCGGACGCCUUGACGGACUGACGGACGGACUGACUGGAUGCUCUAAGGGCCCGCGGAAAUGUCCGAGGCGAAGCAUCGCAAGAAAGCGGGCGUCAAAGGGGCGCCCCCUGAGCCGGGCCGACGCGGCGAGACCGUGCAGCCCCCGGAGCCGGCCCGGGUAUCCGGAGACGGCGGCGGCAGCGGCGGCAGCGGCGGCUGGGCAGACCCACGGACCGUGCUGUGCCUGCUCUCCCUCGGGACCAGCCUGGCCUUGGCCUGGUUUGUAUUUCAGCAGUCAGAAAAGUUUGAUAAUGUCGAAAAUAAAUACCAACUACUGAAAUUGGAAGCUGCUGAGUUCCAUAGCCUUCAAAGUCAAGUCACUUUAAUUUCUGAAAAGCUUGAUUCUACUGAAAGUGUCCUGCAGGAAACUACAUCAGCCAUAUCUUUGAUGACCCAAUUUGAGCAAGAGGUGUCCAGUCUGCAUAACAUCUUGAGUGACAUUAAGAACAGUGAGCAGACUCUCAUGCAAAGGCUGCAGACCAUUAAUGUGAAAUUUAAGAAUGUUACAGAUUCCUGGAAAAGAAACCUAGAUGACAUGAAUGCUCAUACUGGCGGUUUAAAAUCUGAAGCCAAACGUGUGCAUUCUCAUGUUACUGCCCAAAUUAACUUGGCUGAACAGGGUGUAAAAUUGCUCACUGAAAGGCUCAGAGAUUUGGAAGAUAGCACCAUCAGAAAUAUUAGAACCAUCAAGAGUCAGGAAGAAGACGACCUUUUACAAGUAGAAGAGCAACUAGUGUCUGAUUCCAAAGCAGUUGAAAAGUUAGAAGAGGAACAAAGAAAUCUCUUUGAGAGAGAAAUCCACCUGGGCAAUCAACUUGCUGACUAUGAGCCUAAAGUGGAGGAAUGCAAGACACACUUGCCAGCCAUUGAGAGUGCCGUGCACUCGGUUCUGAAGGUCUCUCAAGAUCUGAUAGGGACAGAAAAGAAAAUGGAAGAAUUGACCAUGAAGAUGUUUAAUCUGGAAGAUGAUAUGCUGAAAGCCGUGUCAGAUAUUAUGGAUGUGCAGAAAGCCCUUGAAGGAAUGCAGUAUGAUAACAGCAUGCUCAAAAUGCAGAAUGAACUGCACUUCCUAAAGGGCAAGGUUCAAGAGUUCAUAGCAUCCUCAAGUCUUAGGGAAAAGGGGAUUUUAGAAUACGACCUAGAAAAUAAAGGAAUUGGUGAACAGUAAACUUAGCCAAUUCAUGUUAUGAGGAAGUAUGUUAUUGCACACAUUUCUAUCAUGUUUUAUACUUCUUUUGCUCUAUGGUAUAAUGCCUCAGUCAUGCAGCAUGAUGGAAAGCAAAGGGGUUUUAUCCACAUAAGAGAAUUUUUCAGAUAAAAAUAUAUCUGUUUCCAAAAUAUAGGACAUAUUUCCCUGCCUUCUUAAGUAGAGUAUAGGUAACAUAAUUUAGAAUGAGCUAUUUUACUGGGCUAACAUACAUUUGUGGUCUCAGGUGGCCACAGAUUGCUGUGCUUUGAGUCUUUGUGUAUAUUGUUAUGUGGUAAUAGACAGUGUUGUAUAGUGGAAAGAGCACUAGACUGGGAGACCAGAGCCAGCUCUCCCACUAACCCUCUUUGUAAAAUAGGAAUGAUGGUACCUGCCCCAUUCGACUCACACCAGGGCCCUUGUGAGGAUGUGCCUCGCAAACACAGUGGUAGCACCCGCUUCUCGCUGUCACCCUGCCAGCCAGCAGCGUCCCCACACUCCAUCUCUCAUACUGUCUUAAGCAUCUUUGAGCUAGGAAAAUGAGACAAACACACUUGGUGUGAGUCGGAAGAGGGAAUAAAUAGGCUUAGAGGGUGAGCUUUGAGGGACUCGCCUAGCAAUUCAAUGCAUGAGCAUUAGUGCAUGGACAAUUUUGUGUCAUCCAUUCUGGUCAUGCAGAUCUUGUUUGUUCACGUCUCGGUUCUUAUCUGUGUUCUAUAUGCUUAAGGUUAUCAGGUAAAUGAAGUAAUGUCAUAUUUAUUAUUCAGACAAACUAAACCCAUGGAUUGUAUGGGGGGAGGGGAUGUUAAAUAAUAAAAACAGUAAAAUAAAAUUUAGAGACUACUUCUGCCUUUUUCAAAUAUCUCAACUCAAAUUCUUAUUCCAUGCAUUCCUCAAAUAACCCAAACAAAUUAUUUUCAUUAUUUGUCAUUUUCCCCGUUAAUUAUUUAGAGUUGCCACAGAAAGCAGGGUCUGAAUACACUAAGAGAAAUGAAUUAACUUUACAAGACAUAGAUUUAAUUCCUAGAAUUUUAUCUUUAAAUUUCUUGGCUUCUGAAUGCUAGUUCUUACCUGUAACUAUGUGCUGGCAAAAUUGUAUUCUUUGUUUACAUCAUAUCAUUAAAUUUAAUGUAAUAAUUUA
Messenger RNA from Gracilinanus agilis (Agile Gracile Mouse Opossum), 2387 nucleotides. It is a transcript of the gene IKBIP, whose product is annotated as IKBKB interacting protein. The coding region runs from base 80 to 1228 and encodes 382 amino acids. NCBI's taxonomy places the organism in Eukaryota, Metazoa, Chordata, Mammalia, Didelphimorphia, Didelphidae. The record is from RefSeq and is a predicted model, not a curated record. The transcript is spliced from 4 exons.